AUGUUAAUGGGUGUGUGUUUUAUGAAUCGGGUUGUUUGUUUGGAUGAAUGUGUUGAUAUACUUUUGGCAUGGAUAUGGUGGUUCGUGGAUGAAUGGGUGGAUGAUGAAUGGCCGUUGCGGCUGGCGCGUCCGCAGGUGUUCCCGGUGCUGGCGGCGGUGGGGGCGGAGCUGGAGCGGUCGCACGCGCGCGCGUUCGUGGGCGUGGCGCGGCAGACGGGGGCGGCGCCCGCGGGCGCGCACCUGCCCAGCGACAAGGCGGCCGCGUGCGCGCUCGCCGCCGUCGCCCGCCACCUCUACAAGCGCGACAUCACCUGGGCCAAGUGUUGUAAUGAGUGUUAA
Molecule: messenger RNA, 339 nt
Organism: Gryllus bimaculatus (two-spotted cricket)
Lineage: Eukaryota; Metazoa; Arthropoda; Insecta; Orthoptera; Gryllidae
Source: the annotation of a GenBank genome assembly